AGUAAACGAAAGCGAUGGACCAAUAUUGUCGAAUUUGUGCGCGGAACGAUCUUCGUCCCGGUGAGAUGAUUUCGCUGUUUUGCGAGCGGAAAGGCGAAGUCAUUGCCAACAUGAUCAUUGACUGUGCCGAUGUGAUGGUUUCGCACGACGACAAUCUUCCGGACAGCGUGUGUCCUGAUUGCCUAACCAGAUUGGUUGACGCAUUCACCUUGAGGAAGUUGAUCCGUGACUCGGAGGAAAUCCUACAAGCCGUAGCCAUCCGGCUGAAGGCCGAAAAGGCUGGCGAAAGCCUGAGCGAUCCCCUACAGCUGGAACCUCCGGAGGAACCAUUGGAAACACCAGUGAAGGAACCGCUACCGCUUCCAAAGGAAGUCGCCCCCAGUAAGGGUAAAAUUACAAAAUACCCUACCAAAGAGCAGAUCGAAAGUAUCGAAACGUUCGAAACGUACAAUGUGAUCAAAGUGAGAGGGGUUCGUUGUUGCGGUUGCGAUGAGAUUUUGCCAUCCAAGCAGGAUCUGGUUCGGCACAGUAGGCUGGAACAUUCGCAUCGGGCUGGAAUUCACAUUAGCGAUGGGGUAUUCCAAUGCCAAACGUGCUUCGUGAUCUUCCCCAAUCGAAUGAAGCUGCUAAACCACACGAAGAACUACGAUUCCAAUGAAAUUUACCACUGUACCGAGUGCGACAUCCUCUUCGACAUCCGAUACCGUCUGGUGCAGCAUCAAAAUUUGAGCAAAGCGCACCAGAUCGUUUCGUACUCCGUGGAAGAUCAGGGUAACGGCAGUUCUAAGAAAUCCAAGGACCGGAAGGGCGGUAAGUCUCGCAAACGCGUGGCCAAAGAGAUGGCCUACCCGGAUGGCGAGUUUAUUCUGUGUAUUGACGAAACUCAGGAGUACCAGAUCAUUCAUAUGAGUGGGGAACGGUGUUGCGGAUGUGGGAUGGUAUUUCACGACUAUCAGGACCUGAUCGACCAUUGUGGGGAGGUACAUCCUCGGAAGGAUGAUGACUACAUAGGCUUCGAGUGCAAUUUGUGCUUUGAAAGGUUCGAACAGGUACAGUCGUACAACCGGCAUAGGACAUCACGAGUUCAAAAAGAAAUCUACUACUGCAAAUUUUGCGACGUGGUAAUUGAUAUAAAGUUUCGUUUUGAGCAACACUUGAAGACGAGCGUUGCGCAUCAAUCAGCGCUUGACAAGGCGGGGAUGAAAUCAAGCUUCCCCAUAGAUGAAAAACCUGCUUCGGAACUUCGUACUUUGGAAAGAAAUAUCGAAGUGCUGGAAAUUGAUGGAAUCCGUUGCUGUGGAUGUGAAUUUGUCUGUAAUACUAAAGAAGAGCUGGAGGAUCAUUCCGAGGAGAGGCAUGGAUUCGAAAGGGAUAAGUCCGGAGGUUCCGAAGAGUUUGAGUGCGACAUCUGUUUCAAACGAUUUUCGAAGUUUGGACAGCUAACAUGCCAUAAAAAUCUAGCCCUGCAGAAAUCACUGUACAAAUGCAAACAUUGCGAUGAACAAUCGGAAAUCAAAUACCGCAUCCUACAGCACAUCGUCGAAAGUGAACACAAUAUUGAAGAACAAACAGAGGAACCAACAACCGAUCUAGGACAACCAAAGGUGUUCUACUGUUGCUUCGUAAGGUGCCCGAUAACCUUCGAAGAUCCGAACGAUCUGUUGGAUCACGUGGAAGAACAGCAUGCUUCCAAAAGGCGAGAAAAUGCCCGAGAACGGGAAUCCAACGCGUUCAUCUGCUACGUGUGCCACAAAAGUUUCAAAAACGAAAAAUCCCUCCAGAGUCACCAGUUUCCGAAGAAAACGGAAAAUCCACAUGUCUGUGGCACUUGCGGUACGAGCUUCCUUUACCUUUCGGCAUUGAUGACUCACGAGAAGAUGCAUACCGGAAUAAAGGAGUAUAAGUGCGAUGUGUGCGAUAAGGAAUUUUACGACGAAAAAGCGCUUAAGCUACACCAGGUGUGCCACAAGGAGGAGCGACCGUUUGUCUGCGAUAUUUGUUCGAAAUCGUUCCUCAGGAAGGGCAACUUAAGGGUUCAUAAACGUUGCCACUCGGAUAACAUUUGGGAGUGUCCUCAUUGUACCAACAAAUUCAAAACAAAACAAUCGCUAACGCUUCACAUCCGAAGCCAUACCGGCGAGAAACCGUUCGAAUGCCGGUACUGUACCAACCGGUACAGCCACUCCACCGACAGGAACCGCCACGAAAUGGCUGCACACACCAAGGUGCGGCCGCACAAAUGUCCCGACUGUGACAUGACGUUCAUUCGGAAGCGGCAGCUAACGCUUCACGCUAGGACCCACACGGGCGAGAGGCCUUAUACGUGCCACAUUUGCGACCGCACGUUCGUCCAAUCGACCUAUCUGAAGAAGCACCUGGCCACGCAUGCGAAGCGAGGAACCAAGCUCAAGGAAACGGAAUAUUUGAUCGAACUUUUGCCGCCAGAGGAGUGCGAAAAGGAAUUUGAGGUUGUGGAGAUGGUCGAGGGUGAUCAGAUGAUGGAAGAAGCGGAGUCGGGGGACGAUCAGUUGUGCGAAGAAGAUGAUGCAUAAUAGUUAUGUUUAAGUCUACUGAUAUAUAAGGAUCUUUGUUUCUAGAGUACACAAUAAAACAUCAUUCGGAAUAA
This is a messenger RNA of Aedes albopictus (Asian tiger mosquito), 2626 nucleotides long. RefSeq names its product zinc finger protein 585A. The record is from RefSeq and is a predicted model, not a curated record. The transcript is spliced from 4 exons. Bases 15 to 2552 code for a protein of 845 amino acids. NCBI's taxonomy places the organism in Eukaryota, Metazoa, Arthropoda, Insecta, Diptera, Culicidae. Gene Ontology annotation, biological process: regulation of DNA-templated transcription. Gene Ontology annotation, molecular function: zinc ion binding; DNA-binding transcription factor activity, RNA polymerase II-specific; RNA polymerase II cis-regulatory region sequence-specific DNA binding. Gene Ontology annotation, cellular component: nucleus.